UUUUUGCAGUUUUUUGUUUAUCAAUCAAUCGUGAAAAGUGAGGUUAAAGCUUAUCGUAAUCUAAUUUCCCAUGUGUUAGAAAGUUCGUGCAAUUGAUUAUUGAUCAUCAAUUACGGUUUAUAAAUGAAUCAAUUGUCAGUGAAUGCUCGAACUUCGUAAUUAUUCACGAUGACAUAGUGAUGGUGCUUGGCUAUUGCUAACUGGAGGAGACACACUAUGCACAUGGCCCUGAAGGAGGAUGCGGCGAUCCAUUUUACUGCGAAGAAUACUGCGGUACCCCAAAACUUGUAUCAUCACACUCCUGAUUCUCAGCUUCAUCAUUGGAUACAUAAUUUCUUAUUUCAACAUCAAAAUUCCAUUGCAGAGCAUAGAAGAAAAUCUAGUGAUAACAGCAUCAAUUGUACCAGACGAAGAUGAGCGAUGUCCGCUUAUGUCUAGAAUCAGCAACUCAUUGAGAGAAGUGACAUUGGAUGUAACUGAAUUUUCAAGAUUAGGAACCAUUUACAACUUGGAGCCGGGCGGAGCAUGGCACCCCAAACACUGUCACUCUCUGCACCAUGUUGCAAUAAUUGUUAGUUACAGGAAUCGACCUGAUCACCUGAAGACUUUCCUUGUAAACCUUCAUCCGUUCCUCCAGCGACAAAACUUGAGCUACCAAAUAUUUGUGGUGGAGCAAAACCUGCCGCAGAAGUUUAACCGAGCUAAAUUGUUUAACGUUGGUUACGUUGAGGCUCAAAAGCUGUCCCAAUUUAAAUGUGUAAUAUUCCAUGAUAUUGAUUUAAUCCCUGAAAAUCCCAACAAUAUUUACGCCUGCACCAAAAAACCGAGACACAUGAGUUCUAGUAUAGACAUUUAUGACUACCAAAAUCUAUAUUUUAGAUUAUUUGGCGGAGCGGUGGCAAUACUUCAAGAACAGUUCGAAAAGGUAAAUGGGUUUUCGAACUGUUAUUUUGGUUGGGGAGGCGAAGAUGAUGAUUUUUACGAGAGGGUGACUAGUUUGUACAGAAUAUGUCGGUUUGAGGACUACGUUUCCAGGUAUAAAAUGUUGAACCAUAAGAAAGAUACCAGGGAGGAUGAGAUACUGGAGCUUCUUUCGUCCAGUAGCUCAAGAAGAAAGACUGAUGGUCUUAAUUCUCUUAAUUACUCGCUCUUGUCCUUUGAUUUAUUUGAUUCAUAUACGAGAAUUUGGGUAAAUUUAUAAUUCACACUUACGAAUUCAUAGUGAUCUUAAAUAGAUUUGAAUGAUUUUGCCUCAAAAGAAUGUAUGAUUCUUAAGAGAAUUUUCCGUCCGCAGAUAACCCCAAAGAGACCUUUAACUUUGUUUGAUAUCAUUACCUUUGAGGUCAAGAAUAUUCACUUAUUUUCUGUGUCAAUUAAACUUUUUCAGAAAACCGAUUAUAUAGUUAGAUGACUUACUUUCUUAUUAUUCUUUCCGCACAAGGGCCAUUUCUGGCAGCCUGCCCGCCUGUAAUGGCCAUUGUACGCAAAGAAUAAUAAGAGAGUAAGUCAUCUAACUGUAUAAUCGGUUUUCAAAAAAAGUCUAAUUUAAACGGAAAAUAAGUGUUCAUAGUGCCGAAAAAGUGUCAAAAAUUGUGCAGUAUGCUACAACAUACAAGAAUAUUCAGUAAUUCACCUCUGCAUGCAUCAUUUAAAAAUUAACUAAGGUGGUUUCAACCAAGUGGUAGAUACUAAUCGUGUCCCUAUUUCCCCCUAGUUACAUUUUGUCUACUGACUUUCUUAAAAUCAGGUCAGUAAUGGAAUCUGAGGGACCAUCUCAGGGUUCUCAUGGUCGAUAAAUGCCAGUGUUCACUUCACUGGUGGAUAAUAUGAUCGAAACCAGAGCUAGUAAAGUGAAGAAUGAAAGUUGGCCAAAGUCAAUGAGAAUUACUACUUUAAACCUACUUAAGCUUCGAAAAGUAGUGAUCGAGGUACUACUAAGAGCAUUGCCUCAAUUGUUUCUUUUUUCCUAUUGUUAGUCAUUAUUUGAUGCUGAACAUUGAAGAGUUUACUUAAAUGUCUGCUGCUGCAUGUGAGCUACCUUUUCCUGAUUAACUGCUGUAGAGAAUGGAAAAUUGGAAAGUGUAGAAAGGAAGGGUAGCGAGUUGUUACUCAUGUGAAAAGAGGGGUGGGUGUGUUUCAUUCGGAGUGAUCACUGGAGAAUCAGUAGAAAUUCUCAAGUGGUGAAAUUAAGACUCCGUAAUCAGGCAUUGUUUGUAUAAGUGACUGUGAUAGUAACUUGCUUAUCGUUUCCUAUUGCUUAGAAUAAGAUUUUUACUACUUAAAAGGUUUUUUAGGGUAGAGUGGCGUAGCGAUAAUCAUGGACCAUUUAUAUUUUCCUAUUGGAAGCUUUGGUGAAGGAUUGAUUAUUACAUUGUCCGUUGCAAACACCCUGAUAAUCGAUCCAUUUCAAUAGUUUUGAAUGGCAGAUCCAUCAAUUCAUCACAAACCACAAUGCGCUUUAAUGGAAUACAACACACUUCGGGAUGAAAUCAAAGAUUACUAAUUUCAGGCAUACAAAGUUUUUCUCUUUUUUUUUGCAACUCAUUUCUUCAAAAUAGAACCAAGCAUGCCUCUUCACUGAAAGGCAACACAGAAAUUUGAGGAGCUCAAAAAAUACAAAGGCACCCACUACUUCCUUGAUCGCACCUAAGUCUCAUGAUAACCGCUUUUAUUGCGUAAGACUGACAACAGUUCUAACUAAAGAAAUGGCGAAUCAUCUCCUAAACCCCCGAAAUAAUUGUUUGUAUGUUACUCUUAGAAAAACAUGUGGUUUCAUUUUUAGUGGUUCAAUUGAACUAUAGUUUGUAUUAUUUUUAUUGUUCAACUUAUAUUGUUGAAUAAACUUGUUAAAUGUUA
Messenger RNA from Bemisia tabaci, 2856 nucleotides. Its product is annotated as beta-1,4-N-acetylgalactosaminyltransferase bre-4. Gene Ontology annotation, biological process: glycosphingolipid biosynthetic process; carbohydrate metabolic process. Gene Ontology annotation, cellular component: Golgi apparatus. Lineage: Eukaryota; Metazoa; Arthropoda; Insecta; Hemiptera; Aleyrodidae. Gene Ontology annotation, molecular function: galactosyltransferase activity; N-acetyl-beta-glucosaminyl-derivative 4-beta-N-acetylgalactosaminyltransferase activity. The record is from RefSeq and is a predicted model, not a curated record.